This is a messenger RNA of Penaeus vannamei (Pacific white shrimp), 1065 nucleotides long. The record is from RefSeq and is a predicted model, not a curated record. NCBI's taxonomy places the organism in Eukaryota, Metazoa, Arthropoda, Malacostraca, Decapoda, Penaeidae.
GGGGUUUCAGAGGGGGCAGGGGUGGUAUGGAUCACAGACCUAAGCCAGAAUGUGAUCCUUGUGGUCUGUACAUAAGAGCACCAGCAUUUAACAAAGAAACCACAGAAAAGUUACUAGAUAUGGGAAAGAAAUCAGAGUACACAUUUUGCAGAGGUUUAUAUAUUUACUGCCACACAGAAGAAGCUGCUAACCAAACUAAAGAAGCUUUAAAUAAAAUGAAGUUCAAAAGUGGAAAUACCUGUAAGGUAGAUUAUUGUUUUUCAAGGAAUGAACCAAAACUUGAGGCACCAGAGAUAGACCCUAAAAGCCUGUUCGUUAGAAAGCAAAUGGGCGAAUUUGAUGCUAAGGAGGCCAAACAGCUUAUGGAGAUCGGAAAGAAUGCAAAUGAAAUUUCAUUCCACAGGGUCUUCACAGUGUCAUUUGGGUCAGAAAAAGCAGCCAAUGAUGUCAAGGAGAAGUUGUCUGAAAUGAAAUGCAGCGACGGAACAUCACUAAAAGUACAAUACAAAUUCAAAACCAAAAGAAGUUUAGAUGAUGAUGCAGAAGCAACAAAGGAAGAUGCCUCCCCAAAGAAAAAGGCAAAGAAGGAAGUAGCACCAGUAGAAGAGGAUGAGGAUGAGGAUGAUGAUGAUGAUGAAGAGGGAGAAGAGGAGGCAGAUGAGGAAGGUGAUGAUGCUGAAGGUGAAGAGGAAGAGGAUGAUGACGAUGAUGAUGAUGAUGAAGAGGAUGAUGACGACGAUGAUGAUGAUGAUGAAUAGAAUAUAUAGGCUUUGUGAUUUAAUGGUGUGCUAGGAAUGUGUUGAAUUAUUCUAGGAAGAAUAUAAAAUAAAUUUAGAUCACAUUGUGGAAUGUGUGAAUGGGUAUCAUUUGUUUCAUUAAUUAUACCUGUACUGAAUGUUAGUGUAUCAUACCUUAACUGGAAUGAGAGGAAGGUAUGUGAAAUUAAGUAUGCUUAUCUUUAUAUCAAGACGUAUUGAAUGUAAUAAGAAAUUUUAUUUGUAAAUGUAAUGGUACUGUACUGUACAUUGUUAAGUCUUGACUGAAUAUAUUUUUUUUUUUGGUUUA